UCCCUGUUGCUGUCAUAAGGCGACACCCCUCCACACGCGCGCGCAGUGGAAUGUUCCGCCGGGCUCUCAGUUCUGUUGUUGUGCAGAGCCGCAGAAGGCCUGACACGGGCGGCGAGAUCCGGAAAGCACCCUUAGUCCCGGACGGACAGUCUGCUUUUCGUCGGCUUGGUGGACCAGGGGAGGGAGAAUGAGAAGGAACGAGGCGAGGUGAAAGGGGGUAAGGAAGGAAAGGAAAGGAACGGAAAGGAAGGGGAGGAAGGAAGGAAGGUGCUCCUGCCAUCAUCUUCAACGCAGUGCUGGUUUUUGUCCUCCAUCCUCCUCGGAGAACGAGGACAGCAGAGGAGGAGGCGGAGGGGACGGGGGGGAGACGGUAACCCUCUCCUCUCCUUUCACUCAGACCCACAUCAGCAAGAUCCAAACACCCGGAGGGAAAUAAACAAAAAAACAAGCGCUUCCUCUGUUCGCUUCUGGUCUCUUCGACCAGCGAGCGGCUAACACGCUCCGCUCAUGUCAGUGAACUCGGAGAAAUCCUCGUCCCCGGAAAGGCCUGAGACGCAGCAGAAAGCCUCGGCGAGUGUCCCUUCUCCCCCGCCGCCCCCUCCGCCUCCCCCUGAGCCUGCGGGGCCCCCGGAGCCGGAGGAGGAGAUCCUGGGCUCCGACGAUGAGGAGCAGGAGGACCCGGCGGACUACUGCAAAGGAGGCUACCAUCCGGUCAAGAUCGGAGAUUUGUUCAACGGGAGGUACCAUGUGAUAAGGAAGCUGGGGUGGGGCCAUUUCUCCACCGUCUGGCUGUGCUGGGACAUCCAAGUAAAGAACUUUGUGGCUAUGAAGGUGGUGAAGAGCGCCCAGCAUUACACUGAGACGGCCUUGGAUGAGAUCAAGUUGCUGCGAUGUGUGAGGGAGAGCGACCCCUCCGACCCCAACAAGGACAUGGUGGUCCAGUUGAUAGAUGACUUCAAGAUCUCUGGCGUCAACGGCAUUCAUGUGUGCAUGGUGUUCGAGGUGCUGGGUCACCACCUGCUCAAGUGGAUCAUCAAGUCCAACUACCAAGGCCUGCCGCUGCCGUGCGUCAAGAGCAUCAUCAAACAGGUCUUGCAAGGGCUGGACUACCUGCACACCAAAUGUAAAAUCAUCCACACGGACAUCAAGCCCGAGAACAUCCUGAUGUGCGUGGACGACACGUUUGUGAGGCGCAUGGCCAUGGAAGCCACCGAGUGGCAGAAAGCUGGAGCUCCGCCCCCUUCCGGGUCAGCGGUUAGCACAGCCCCCCAGCUCAAACCGGUGAGUACGACUGAUGUGGGCAAGAUCUCCAAGAACAAGAAGAAGAAGCUGAAAAAGAAACAGAAGCGUCAAGCCGAGCUGCUGGAGAAGAGGAUGCUGGAGAUCGAAGCCCUGGAGAGGGAAGCUGAGAAGAGGGGGGAGCGAGCCAACGAGGAGGGCGACGAGGAAGAGGAGGAGGAGGAGGAGGAGGAAGGGACGAACGAAGAGGAGCGGCCGAAAAUUGAGCGACCGUCCACGCCCCGUCAACCGACGCCGCCGGGCCCCGGCAUGGCCCUCGGAGAGAGCGAUGACGACGACGAUGAGGACGGGGAAGAGGAGGAGGAGGAAAGUAGUGAGAGGCCCACCAGGUUGACCAAUCAUACAUGCGCAGCACACAACGAGGAGCCCGGUGAGGAGGAGGAGGAGGAAGAGGAGGGAGAGGGACCCCGCAUCAACGAUGAUGACCGUGACGAAGAUGCAGAAGAGGAGGCCACGCCCGUGGCCGAGAAAGACGCUCCCAUCCCUCCCGGUAAUGGCGAUUUCAUCCAGAAGGAGAAAGAGGAAGAGGAGGAGCCGCCCAAAGGGCUGGAGAUGAAAAAGGAGGUAGAGAGAGUCGACCAGGAGGAGAAAGAAAAUGAGCUAGAGGAGACGGAGAAGACAGACGAAGCCAAGGAAGAGGAAGAGGAGGAGGAGGACGAUGAAGACGACACCACCGCCGAGCUCCUCACAGACACGAGCUCGCCCGUCAAGACGCCCACCAACCAAACCCACGUGGCCAAAACCAACGGCCACAUCCCGCCGCCGGCCUCGGAGGGGCCGGGCGCCCGGCUGCCCACCACGCCCGAGCCGCUCCUCUGCCCCUUGGUGGAGUCCGAGCUCAGCUACACCGACAGGGACCUGUCGCUCAGCUCCGGCUACGAGAUGUUCAACGGCGAGGCGGGCGAGCCGGGGCUCACCAACGGCGAGGGCCAGCGCCCCAGGGCCGCCGUGGCGCUCUUUCCCGAGUUGCCUCUGGACCCGGAGCCGGCCAGUCCCGUGUGCGGGGGCACGGGCGACACCGGAGCGGGGAAGCUGCCCGGCAGCCCCGCAGCGGACCGCAGCCGCACCGUCUCAUCGUCCAGCACGGGAGAAACGCCCAAAGCUCGAGCCCGAGCCGCGGACCUCCUGAUCAACCCCCUUGACCCCCGCAACGCCGAAUCCAUCCGAGUGAAAAUAGCUGACCUCGGAAAUGCCUGCUGGGUGCACAAGCACUUUACCGAGGACAUCCAGACCCGACAGUACCGCUCCAUCGAAGUGCUGAUAGGAGCCGGUUACAGCACUCCCGCCGAUAUCUGGAGCACCGCCUGCAUGGCGUUUGAACUAGCAACAGGGGACUACCUGUUUGAGCCCCAUUCGGGCGAGGACUACUCGAGGGAUGAGGACCACAUAGCCCACAUCAUAGAACUACUGGGCUGUAUCCCAAGGCACUUUGCCCUCUCCGGAAAAUAUUCCCGCGAGUUCUUCAACAGACGAGGCGAGCUCCGGCACAUCACCAAGCUGAAGCCGUGGUCUCUUUACGACGUACUGGUGGAGAAGUACGGCUGGGCGCACGAGGACGCCGCCCACUUCACCCAAUUCCUGCUGCCCAUGCUGGAAAUGGUGCCGGAGAAGCGGGCGUCAGCGGGCGAAUGCCUCAACCAUGCGUGGCUUAACUCGUAGCCAUGCACGCAACCCCCCUCCCCCUCCCUCCCCCCCUUGAUGGUACCACGGCUACUGAUUUGAAAGACGCACCCUGGCGAGCCCCUCCACGAAGUCCUUUACGGAAUGUAAAGACGAGUGUACGGAUAAAGAAAAAAAACCUUGUGGUUGUCUUCCGAAGAGAACUUGUGGAAAUGGACCUUAUUUUGGACAAAUACUGCCCAGAGCUGCUCCUGCCAUGACCUUUGAACCCUUCAGUCGUAACGGGGACCUUCACUGGACGCUCUCGGCGGGGCCCCACAUAGUUUCCUCUAAGAGCUGAGUGGUCGCCAAACCUCUAGGGGGCGCCACUGCAAAAUAGAGUGAGGAAUGACUAAAAAAGAAUACAAACAACCAUGCAUGGUGAUUGGAUGCAAGUAAUGGCGGUACGAUUUUUGCUGAUUAUUCCCAAAUUGGAUGAAAAGGAAGGCGGGUGUGCUCUCUGGGAAUCGUCAAGUGUUGCUGUGACCCCCUCCCCUCUUUACCCCAAUGACAAAAUGGACGUACGCAGCGGAGGUUGCACUUGUUGUCCUUCAGGAAUCUGAACAUUUUGUACAUUUAAAAAAAAAAAAAAGCAAACGAGACAUGGGAACACAUACACGCAAAUGCAUACACACACAUUCCAAAUGAAAAAAACAGGCUGUGACCCCCCCCCCCUUCCUGCAAUGACACACACACAUACACGUACACACACGCGUGCGUCUCUCCCUUAAUCAUUCAUCACAACUAGUCCAGUUGCCUAUUUUUUGCAAUAAAAAAAUAUAUAAGUAAA
This is a messenger RNA of Syngnathus acus (greater pipefish), 3748 nucleotides long. It is a transcript of the gene srpk2, whose product is annotated as SRSF protein kinase 2. The record is from RefSeq and is a predicted model, not a curated record. Gene Ontology annotation, biological process: regulation of mRNA processing; protein phosphorylation; spliceosomal complex assembly. Gene Ontology annotation, molecular function: ATP binding; protein kinase activity. The transcript has 15 exons. Lineage: Eukaryota; Metazoa; Chordata; Actinopteri; Syngnathiformes; Syngnathidae. Bases 508 to 2958 code for a protein of 816 amino acids.